This is a messenger RNA of Neofelis nebulosa (Clouded leopard), 4396 nucleotides long. Its product is annotated as small G protein signaling modulator 1-like. Bases 109 to 783 code for a protein of 224 amino acids. The record is from RefSeq and is a predicted model, not a curated record. The transcript is spliced from 11 exons. NCBI's taxonomy places the organism in Eukaryota, Metazoa, Chordata, Mammalia, Carnivora, Felidae. Gene Ontology annotation, cellular component: cytoplasm.
GCGGCCUGACGUAACCGGGCGCUCGGCCCCGCCCCAACGCGGCUGAAGCCUCGCAGCCAGAGAGCCGGCACCGCCGCCGCCUGGGCUUGGAACGCAGCGCGAGCGGCCAUGGCCUCCGGCGCCGCAGCUAAGCGGGCGCAGGGCGAGCGGGCGGCGGGACGGCAGCCCCGGCCCCGUCCCCAGCGCUCGGCUGACCGUGUGCCCCCUCGUCUCGUCCCACAGGCCGACACUCGACGGAGGCUGCUGCGCACCGUCAAGAAGGAGGUGAAGCAGAUCAUGGAGGAGGCAGUCACACGGAAGUUCGCCCACGAGGACAGCAGCCACAUCAUCUCCUUCUGUGCGGCUGUAGAGGCCUGCGUCCUGCAUGGGCUGCGGCGGCGGGAGGCUGGCUUUCUGCGCAGCAACAAGAUUGCAGCUCUCUUCAUGAAAGUGGGCAAGAACUUCCCACCGGCCGAAGAGCUGAGCCGCAAGGUGCAGGACCUGGAACAGCAGAUCGAGAGCGUGCGAAACCAGAUUCAGGGCCUCCAGGAGAAUGUGCGGAAGCUGCCGAAGCUGCCCAGCCUGUCCCCACUUGCCACCAAGCACCUGUGGAUCCGCACUGCUUUGUUUGAGAAGGUUCUGGACAAAAUUGUGCAUUACCUGGUGGAAAACAGCAGUAAAUACUAUGAGAAGGAAGCCCUCCUGAUGGACCCGGUGGAUGGCCCCAUCCUUGCAUCUUUGUUGGAUCCAGAAGAGACAUUCAAGUGGCAGCAUGGACGACCGACCAUCCCUUUCUGCCCGUGACUGUGUUGAGUCCCUGCACCAGAACUCCCGGGCCACGCUACUCUAUGGCAAGAACGAUGUUCUGGUUCAGCCGGUCGUCGCGAGAGCAAUGGAAAAUGGUAUGCGUUUUGGACUCUGUCUCUCCUGAUGAAAGACUGCAUAUAUUCAGGAAGAUGGGGCAUUCCUGCUGGCAUCAGUCUAGAGAGCUGUCCUGACUCCAGGUUCCUUGUAAGAAAGAGGCUUGAGGGUAUGGAGAAAAGACAGAUUUCCCAUCCCAGGGGAAAACCUAUGUCCAUGUUUACAGUGUGAGGAAGACAAUGUAUUCACUGUGGUUUUGUGUGUGUGUGUGUGUGUUUGUGUAUGCCCACGUGUGUGUUUGAGAGAGACAGAAACUGAGGGACAGGGAAGGAGACAAGGAAACACACUAAGAGAAAGGGACACACACAUUCAUUAGAGAGACAGGGAGAGAGGAGAGACAGCGAGAGAUGUGUCCUUCCCCAGGAGAUAUGCGCCAGUGACACUGCACAAUAACCAAUGUCUAUAUUCUCAAAAAUUUCCUCAUACUACUGCACAUUUCAAGGAAUACUGCUGAGCCACGCUCAGCAGUAACAUUCAGUCCAUGCAGGUAACCAAAGCCUCCAUAUGCUCUGGCCCAUAUUCAUAGCAAGGGACAGUCCCUGAGUUAUUCUUGAGCAGCACCAACAAGGUACUGACACGUAUUCUGUGUCCUUCUAGGUGUCCCUAAGUAGGAAAAGCAGCGGUCCCAUCCUGUCAUGAGUCGCCAGGCUGUUGCUGAGGUCGUCACGGGAGCAAUGGAAUAUGGUGUCCCUAAGGAGGAAAAAGUGUGGGCCGUUCGUGUAAGAAGACACCAAGGUGUUGCUGAGGAUCUUGUUUCAAGGAUGAAGAAGAAGAAAUGUUCCCCCGAGGUCAAGAAUAUCGACUGGCACCAGGCAGUGCUUCAGAAAACUCCACAUCUGGCAAACAACAGGGGGUACUCUAUAAAUGACCCCAUUGAGUGUAUUUUCUAGGAUCAUGGCUCAGAUUACAAAAAGAGGAUCCUAAGGGAUUCAGACACAGAGCUCACAAGAAAGGUAUCUGUGCUCAAGACAAUCUACUGGCUUUCCCCAGCAGUGCUUCAGAGCAUCAAGAUGGACAUCUUUCCAAACAACAGGGCCGAGCCACAAAUAACACUCCAAUGAAUGACUACUCCAUUGAAGAAGGUAGUGUGGGUAUAAAAUCAGUAAGUAGAUUCAAGAGGAGUAAGGGCAGUUUGUACAGUGGAGACUGGAUGUUGGUGAGGAUGGAAGGAGCAGGGAAGGUGUACACUCAGAGGCAGGGAGCCCCUGCCCACUCCUAGCCAUGCCUUUGUCCAGGCUGCUCAAAUGGUGGGUCAGAUCAUUCGUCAGGGAGACGCUGGGGCCUCUAGACUUCAUCUGCCAGAACACCAACCUAGCAGACCCCUUUCCUAGCUACUAUCAACUGCUCAUCACCCAGGUUUGGUCAGUUGAAGAUGACGCUAAUUCACUGGGCAACGGUCCUGUGGGCAGUUGGUUUGGAAUGUUCUGGGUUCUGAGACAGUUGGGAGUCAAACAGACAAGUGGUCAUUCGGGGUGGUCACCUGGCCACCAGCAAGGCAGCUAGUAGCAUCAAGCACUGGGGGGCAUGGGAUGGGGAGAUGGGGAUGUGUUUUUUGUUCUCACACCUCCUCACACCCAAUCCAUCAGGGGGAAAAGGCAUUGUUUUCUGGGCCAGGGAUUGAAAUAGAGAGGAGUUGGGUUGGGUUUUGGGCCAUUCUCUUGGGCCAGUACCUCCUUAGGGAGCCAGCUGUCUCCCUUCAGCAACCUUGGGGCCAAAGGAUAUGGGCCAGGGAGUGAGAAAAGGGCUUGGUUUCAGUGUGCAGGGCAUGAUCUCCUAUCCAGGUGAUCAGAGAUCUCUGUCCUCAGGGAAUUCUCUGUAUCCCCCACCUCUGAACCAUAAGUCAGCAGUGCUGUGAUUCUGAGUGAGCCACUUAACCUCUCAAAUGUCAAUGCCCUGAACCAUAAAAUAUAGGUCCCAGCCCCUUCUCUGCCCACCCCACAGUCCUUUCAUGAGCAUCACCAGAAUUAACAGGUUUUCUUCACUAUUAGAAGUGUAAUAUUGAAGUCUCCUAGUUUUACUGUUGAGAGAUCAGUUUCUCCUUUUGUCAGUUCCAUUGUUAUGCCCAGAAUUCAUGAUCCCCAAAUACCGCCAGGGAGCCGAGUCCGAUGUAAAAGCAAAAGAGCCUUUAUUCGAGCUAGCUCGAGCUCAGUCCCCUACCUGCACCGACGCAGCGGUGAGAUACCAGGGAGAGAGAGCGAGUUUCCAAAGCCCAAAGGUUUUAUUGGGGCCUAGGGGCAGUUGGUGAGGUAAUAGCUAUGGCCUCAGCCGAUUGGCUGGGGAAGGGUCCGAGUUCUGUUGGGCAGGUGGGGGAGGGGGUUGCUCAAGGGGAGGAGGUGUGGUCAAGGUGAAGGACACAGAACAAGAUGGAGUGGGCCGGGGUAGGCCCGCCCUUUCACCAUGUACUUUGGCGCUCUCCUGUUGAGUGCAAAGUGUUUACAAUGAUCUCUUUGAAGGAUGCACACUUUGUCACUAUACCAUGUCCUUCUUUGUCUCUAGAAAAAAACUGUCAUAAAGUUUAUUUGUCUUCACAAAGCCAGUCUAGCUCUCUUGAUUACUAUUUGCUUGGUAUAUAUUUUUCCAUCCUUUUUACUUUGAAUGCCUUUGUGUCUUAGGUUUAAAGCAUGACUCUCCUGUAGAUGGCAUAGAGAAAGAUUGUUGUUUUCUACCCAUUCUGUCAAUAUCGGCCUCUUAAUUGGAUGUAAAAUCCAUGUACCCUUAAUUACUCAUCAGGUAGCAUCAAAAUCAAUUGUUUUUUCAUUAUUUCUGUGUAUGUUAUAUCUUAUUGUUCUAAUAUUCCUCCAUUCCUGCUUUCUUUUGUGUUAUUUUCUAGUGUACCAAGUAAAUUCCCAUGUUGUUUCUUUUACUAUAUAUUCAGGGAAUACUUAGUAGUUUCACUGGAGAUUACAACUAAUGUCUUAAUUUCCAACAUGCUAAUUGGAUUCAUACCAGAUUAAUUUCAAUGGCAUACAGAGAUUUGACCCCUUUAAAUUUUUUUUUCAUUUACUUAUCUUGGAGAGAGAGCAUGAAUGGGGGAGUGGAGGAGAGAGAGAGAGACAGACAGACAGUCUCAAGCAGGUUCUGCACUGAUUGUGGACUCUGGGCUUGAUCCCCUGAUGCUGAGAUCAUGACUUGAGCUGAAAUCAAGAGCCAGACGCUCAACUGUCUGAACACCCAGGUGCCCCUAGAGACUUGACUCUUAGUAUAUCUAAUUGAUGUCCUCUCUUUUUGCCAUUAUUUUCACUCAAAUUACCUCUUUAUACAGCCUGUGCUCAUUAACAUAUAUAUUUACGUUUUAUGUAUUUAUAAUAUUUGCAAUUUAUAUAUAUGUAUAAUUUUAACUUCACAGUUUUAAAUUAGAAGAAAAUCUAUUGUUUAUAUACUUAGGCUAUAUAUAGUUUAUGUGCUAAUACACUUGCGCUUAUGCACUUAUACAUUUGUACUUUUUUAUAUUUACCUAUGUAACUAUUCAUGUAGAAAUAAAUGUCUUUGCAUUUUA